Messenger RNA from Cololabis saira (Pacific saury), 2049 nucleotides. RefSeq names its product ribosomal protein S6 kinase-related protein-like. The coding region runs from base 97 to 1446 and encodes 449 amino acids. The record is from RefSeq and is a predicted model, not a curated record. Gene Ontology annotation, molecular function: ATP binding; protein serine/threonine kinase activity. The transcript has 13 exons. Gene Ontology annotation, biological process: protein phosphorylation. Lineage: Eukaryota; Metazoa; Chordata; Actinopteri; Beloniformes; Belonidae.
AGGUUCUGCUGAAGAGCAUCACUUUGCUCGCUGGACGGGGCGGUUUGGAGCGGGUUUGGAGCGGAUGCGGGACCGCAGGAACCCGCUGAUCCACCGAUGGGGGCCGACGGCAGCAGAAACAGCCAGAAGCCCUCUGACGGCCAGGACGAUGAGCGCGUGGCCUCCGGGUGGCGGGGCUUCCUGUCCAGCAUGGGUCUGUCCCUGCCAGCGGGCCUGUGCCGCCUGGCGCCGCCCGCCCUGCGUCUGGGUCAUCGCCGGAUGCUCCAGGGCAAGACGGCCGAGGUGCCGGAGCACGUCCUGAGGUUGGCGGGCGUCGGCCCGGGCCGCUGGAGGGCGGAGUGGACCCUGCCGGCGUUCGUCACCAUGUUCCUGCCCGAGUUCCCUCAGAGGAGCGUGCCGGGCCACGAGCACUUCCAGGUGCUGGGAUACAUCGCCAAAGGUUCCUUUGGACCGAUUCUGAAGGUGAGGGACAAGGCCGGACAGAGAACCUACGCUGUUAAGGUUAUACCCAAGUCCGAGAUACUAAGACUUGGGGUUUUGGAGCAGUCAAAAGAAGAAGUCAUUGUCCAGCGUCAGGUCCGCCACCCAUUUGUCCACGACCUCCAGGACUGCUGGCAGACGCAGCGCCACCUCUACAUUAUGUGUGACUACUGCAGUACAGGAGAUCUGUACACCUACUGGCAGAUGAUCGGACAGUUUUCAGAGGACACGGUGCGAGUGUUUGCAGCAGAGUUGGGAUGUGCUCUUGGCUUCCUACAUGAUUUUGGGAUCAUCCACAGAGAUGUGAAGAUGGAAAACAUCCUGCUGACGGACCACGGACACCUCCGCCUGGCUGACUUUGGUCUGUCCCGGCGCCUGGAGAGAGGAGGCAGAGCCUUCACCAUCUGUGGAACCAUCCAGUACAUGGCCCCUGAGGUGCUGAGUGGGGGACCCUACAACCACGCAGCUGAUUGGUGGUCGCUGGGAAUCCUGCUGUUCUCAUUGGUUACUGGAAAGUUCCCCGUGUCCCCAGAACCGGACCACUGCAGCAUGCUGAGGAAAGUGAGGACGUUUCCCUACGAGAUUCCCCUCAGCUUCAGCCCCCAGCUGGCCCUGCUGAUCACCGAGCUUUUAUGUAAGACUCCCACCCGCCGCCUGAGAACUCUGGACCGCUUCAAACGGCAAACAUUCUUCCACGGGACGACAUUUGACCUGGACCUGCUGCAGCGGCGGCCCGUGGAGGUGAUCCUGGAGCUGAGGGAACGACCCGACCGGGCCGCCAAGGCUCGGCGAGGCCUCACGUUGUCCCUGCAGCCUCUGAAGGGCUUCGACUACGACUCGCUGCUCAGCCCUCCAGCCACGCCGGACACCCAGCUGGACGCAGACGCUCACGCACGCGCAGCUGCCGCCCUGCCGGGCCCGGCGCUGCAGGACACUCAGGAAACACGCAGGGAAAUCUUCGUGUGACGGACUUCACGUUUACGACGCACUGACUUUAAAGGCCACGCUUCGCUCACACUGUUUCACCCUUCACACCGGCGUGAAGAUGUCUUAUUCUGAAGAAAUUAAAUACAGGACUGUCUAAGAAAAUUAGAAUAUUGUGAUUUUCUGUAAUGCAAUUACAGAAACAAAAAUGUCAUACAUUCUGGAUUCAUUACAAAUCAACUGAAAUAUUGCAAGCCUUUUAUUAUUUUAAUAUUGCUGAUCAUGGCUUACAGUUUAAGAAAACUAAAAUAUGCCUGUAUGUUAAGGAAAUAUAACGAAAAAUGUUGAGUUCUAUUGACAUACCCCUAGGCGGUGGUAAUUUUAUUUAAAUUUUAUUUUAAUGUUAUUUUAAUUUUAUUUUAUUUUAGUUGUUUUUAUUCACUUAGUUGUUGUUUUUUUAUUAUUAUUUUUAAUUUAUGUUAUUUGUGAAAGGGGCAGAUCAGAUAAGAUUCUUCUUCUUUCUGCUCCCUUUUCAUUCACAAGUUAGGAACAUUUGUAUUUGUAUUUGUAUUGAAUUGUUUUGUUUUUUGAAUGAAAUAAAGAAUAAAAUGAAAAAUGAAAUGUCCUAUCCCAAAAAAUUUGAAU